Messenger RNA from Cadophora gregata, 2701 nucleotides. RefSeq lists its product as uncharacterized. The record is from RefSeq and is a predicted model, not a curated record. Gene Ontology annotation, cellular component: fungal-type vacuole membrane; plasma membrane. Gene Ontology annotation, biological process: transmembrane transport. The coding region runs from base 903 to 2528 and encodes 541 amino acids. Lineage: Eukaryota; Fungi; Ascomycota; Leotiomycetes; Helotiales; Ploettnerulaceae. The transcript is spliced from 2 exons. Gene Ontology annotation, molecular function: transmembrane transporter activity.
UGACAGCUCAACUGCGUGCUACCGACAAUUCCGGGCCACGACGUCCCGACACCAUAUUCGUACCCAGUGGUGGCUGCAUGCCAUUCGUUGGUGUGUUUAUCUUGGCAGGUGGGUUAAGCUUUGUGCUUAUCAGCAGGAUGAGCUUGACUGGCCUUGGCGAUUGCGUGGCUUAUGUACGGCAUGCGAGUAGUAGGUGAAUCUGCGAGACUGAAAUCUCCGAAGAUUAUUGUGAGGAUUUGAGAGGGGUGAGAUGAUAGGGGCUUGAUUUAACGUGGAGUUACAAAGGUUCAUUCUUUGGCUUCAUAGUAUGUUGUUUUGGAGAUCAGAUAUUCAGGUCGUGAUGAGUUUCCAGAAUCAGCUUACGAAGGCGAAGCCUGAAUAUUACGAUUGUCCCCUUCUACAAUCUCAACUCAUUGGUUUUAGCAAAUUUCCAAGGAAGCUUGAAACCGCCAUGCACUACGACCAUAAAAUCGACAGGUCCUCGGCGCUCGCCGCUAUCAAAAGAGGGGCGGCAACUCCGUGUCAGAACCCCACAAUCUUGACCCCCUUUGACAUCUAGCCAAACUCAAUUCGCCGCUCAAAGACCCUCGACCUGCCAGAUCAAGUCUAGCUGUACAUCCGUUAUCUUUUUUGACGUGGUGGCGGGCCCCUCGUUGUGUGUGUGCGCGUGCGAGAGGGACACAGAACAUCGUUAUCUGGUCGCACGACGACCCGGCUGAUCUUGCUGUGCGAGGAGAUGAUUCGUUCGUGGAAGGGAGUUGGUCCUGUUUCUGGAAGAUGGAAGGGCAUGGGGUGGGCGUGGGAGAGAGUACAUAGGGAGGGGGGCAGCUGUCUCCUACUGCAUUGUUGGAGCGGCUUUUUCAACCCCAUUAAUUUUCAGCUACUGAGAAGUUGACUUCAGCAUGUCUGACUUUGUUCACGGCGAUCAAGCUGACGUGCGGCACACUCGCGAUGUCAAGCAUCUUCAUGGCCAUGACCUGGAGUCCGGAUCAGAUAAGGAGUUCAAAGGCGGGCGAGGUGCUUCUCACGAUGUCGAGACCGAGUCGCAAGAUAUAAUCGUGGCUCGAGAACUUCAACAGAAGAAAGGUUUCCUACGCUCUAUGCGUCGUGGAGAAGAAUGGCUUGACGAGAAAAUGGGUAUUGAGACCCAGGGUAUCGAUCGAAUCCACGAGGAAGACAAGAAGCCGCCGUCAAUACUCAAUGUCUUCCUCCUCUGGUGGUCUAUGACAUGCCAUGUUGGAACUGUUCCUCUGGGCAUGCUUGGUCCAGAAUUCGGGCUAUCUCUGGAUCAAUCCAUUGCCGCUGUGGUUGUUGGAACAGUUCUUGGUGCCCUUUGUACUUCAUUUACUGGAACUCUCGGUCCAAAGCUCGGUCUCCGUCAAAUCGCAGCUUCUCGAUACUCCUUCGGCUUCUACGGUGCCAAACUCUGCUCUGUCCUCAACGUUGUCAUCGGCGGUGGCUUCGCAGUCGUCAAUGUUGUGGUGGUCGGACAAAUCCUCGCCGCAGUCUCCAACUACAACAUGCCGCUCGCCGUAGGCUGUAUAAUAAUCGCCGUUAUCUCCUAUGUGAUCUCGAUCUUCGGAUUUGCGCUCAUCCACACCUUCGAGAAAUACUCCUGGAUCAUGACAUUCAUCCUGCUUAUCAUCCUGAUGGGCGAAGUAGGCGAUAAAGUCGAUCGAAGCCUGCCAUCUGAAGGGACGAGUCUAUCGAUCGCGGGAUCGUUUUUGUCUUUCAUGGCGAUUUGCUUUUCGUCUUCCUCGGGAUGGUGUUCAAUGGCUUCGGAUUAUUACUGUAAUUAUCCCGCUACCACCAAGUCCUGGAAGAUCUUCUUCCUGACUCUUUUCGGGAUUACGAUCCCCACCGUCUUCGCAACUGCAGUUGGAUCCUGUCUAGGCAACGCAGCAAUCACCAACGGGGCUGCGAAUCCCAUUCUGGCGGAAGCAUAUGAAGACCAUGGCUUGGGUGGACUUCUGAGGGAAUCCUACCAUCCAAUGGGAUUCUCGAAAUUCUGCCUUGUUCUCCUGGUUUUCUCUGUCCUGGGGAACAACAUCGCGAUCAAUUAUUCUUCGGGCCUGUCACUCCAACUUCUAGGCCAUUACUUCCACGCCAUCCCUCGCUUCAUCUGGUCCUUCCUCAACGCCCUCGUAAUCGCCGUCCUCGCCAUCGCUGGCCGAGAACACCUCUCCAUAAUCGUCAGUAAUUUCGUCUCGCUUCUCGGAUAUUGGACUAUAUCAUUCACAUUCAUCCUGCUUAUCGAAGACAAAUAUUUCCGGAAGACCGAAGGGUAUGAUCUGAAUGUCUGGGACGUGCCAGAAAAGCUGCCAUGGGGUCUUGCGGCUGUGAUGGCACUGCUGGCGGGGUAUCUGGGAGGUGGUGUGCCCGGGAUGUCGCAGACGUGGUAUGUUGGGCCGGUGGCGCUGAAGUUUGGGACGUAUGGUGGGGAUGUGGGGAUCUAUAUGUCCGGGGCGAUUACGUUGUUGGUUUAUCCGCCGGCGAGGUGGUAUGAGAGGAAGGUUACGCAUCGUUAGGGGUGGGAGAGAGGAUACCGGGUGAUGUUUAGAAUAAAUUGAACAAUAUAGUAACUUAAGUUGGAUGUGGAAUCUUAGUUUGAGAUUGAAAUCAAGAGCUAUUACGUGGCUCUACAACACAAUCACUUUCACUUACCUGUUUUCCACUUCCUGUGUAUCAAGUAGUUUGCCUG